Messenger RNA from Somion occarium, 1310 nucleotides. Lineage: Eukaryota; Fungi; Basidiomycota; Agaricomycetes; Polyporales; Cerrenaceae. The record is from the annotation of a GenBank genome assembly.
ACAUUCUGUCCAUCUGCUCAAACCUUAAACGAAUUCGGAAGUCUGACAGGCCGCUAUGAUAAGUGCUUCUUUUUUCCUAAUACACCAACAUGUCCUUCGAGGAGAAUGUCGAAGCGAUACCUCUUAUGCAUCCAGGCGAAGACAAUGCGCACACGUCUAUGCCAAAGCGUCGAGGGUCCCGAUCUUCAAGCAACCCCCGGGGAUUCCUGGCUAAAUGGACUUCUCUUCCCCAUUCAGCCCUCCUCAUAGCAUUGCUUAGCUUGUUCCUAAGCAGUCUGGGACUAGCAAGCUCAUUGCGAAGUUUCAGGCAACAAAAUGAACUUGACGAGGCACAACUCGAAUUACUUCGGAAGCCAAGUCUUUAUUUUGGAUUUGAUAAAGUCCCUCGGAUCCAGCAGAUACUGUCCUUGGAAAGUCUUAUAGCCCAGGCUCAGGGCACUGCCACGAGCUCUGUCGUUACUGAGCCUACGCAUUCGUUGGAUGAGGAUCACCCAACUGCUGGUCAUGGUCAUGGUCAUGUAGCCACGCCGGCUGCAGGUCCAGGUCGACCGGUGAAUAUUGCCAGAGUAAACUCACAGUAUCCUGAUCAAAUAUUCGCGCGAGAUGGUUGGGUGUUAAUUACCGAACACGAUAGAACCUUACUGGAGUUUCGCACAUCUUCACAUACCUCACGAUGCGUCUUCGCGUCCUACUUCCCAACCCGACGAUCACUAGGCGAUCGACUCCUCACUAUCGAACUAGAUGAUCCGAACACCCCAAUAGCCAGGAUCCAGCUGACUACGAUGACAGUCUCUGAGUCUGUCGACUUCGCGACUUUGACAUGGAACACACGCCCACAAGCAUUGAAACUAGUUGGAGAACUCGAUGCCUCAUUUGGACGUAAUGACACGACAGGAGAGUUCGAUUGCGAACCUGAUACACGGCUAUUGGUGGAGUUGGCUUGUAUUGGACGAGGUUGCAGGAUUGAAUAUAAAGAUGAAACUGGGUUUCCGAAAAUUGGCAUAGAGCUGGUAGACUCAUAAUUCUUGCCACCGGCCUACAGAACAUGAGAUAUCUCAAGCGACGGAAUGUACGUCAGUUGAAGCAGCCACAGCAAUUCCUCAGUUGAUGGUGGUAAGAAUCGUUCCCCAAGUACGCCCCCAGGAAAAGUCGUAGUGCAAUUCAAAUGUUGUUGCAGCAUGGAACACAAGUACAUACUACAUACAGAUGACCUAUAAUUAUUGUAGUUACAGCUGAUACGAUCACUACAAGCACAUAAUGAACUAGAUUAGGUGACUUCGCAUAUUAAAAGAUUGACUUAUAUUACUUUC